Molecule: messenger RNA, 1116 nt
Organism: Zingiber officinale
Lineage: Eukaryota; Viridiplantae; Streptophyta; Magnoliopsida; Zingiberales; Zingiberaceae
Product: transcription termination factor MTERF8, chloroplastic-like
Exons: 1
Coding region: 1-1116 (371 amino acids)
Biological process (GO): chloroplast organization; regulation of DNA-templated transcription
Cellular component (GO): chloroplast
Molecular function (GO): double-stranded DNA binding
Source: RefSeq, a predicted model, not a curated record
AUGCUUCGCUCCCUAGUCCGCCGCCAUCCGCUCCCUCCGUCGACGCAACUCCGUUGCGUCUUCUUCUCCACCGGCACAUCCGUCUCCUCCUCAGGCGCUACCGCUUCUCCAGAUCCCCAUUUCCUGGUCGAGUACCUCGUGAAUACAUGCGGGUUCUCCGCCGACAACGCUUCCAAGGUCGCAAAGUCGCUCCCCCGCUUUCAGUCCACCGAGAAGCUCGAUGCUGCUCUUGGAUUCUUCAGAUCUCAGGGCCUUGAUGGCGCUAAUCUCAGAAAGAUAAUAUCUUGGAGGCCAGGAUUGCUCUACGGGGAUGUGGAGAACAGACUCGCUCCAAAGUUCAAAAUUUUGCGCGAUAUGGGGUUAUCUGAGUCCCACAUCGUCAAUGCCGUAAUGCGGCACCCCAUCAUUCUUUCUCUUGACGUCCAGAACGGGCUUCUUCCCAAAUUGAAGGUUUGGGAAAGUUUAUUUGGAUCGAGGGAGAUCCUCCUCAGGAAACUCCGGGGCUGUAGUUGGUUUAUGAGCGCCAGCAUUGAGAAAGUGGUACGCCCUAACUUGAAGUUCUUACGGGAUGAAUGUGGUAUUCCUGAAGACCGGGUUUCUCUUGUCCUUAAAAGCCUCCCUGGCUUCAUCGCGCAGAACCCAGAUGCCCUCCGGGCUCUGGUAGAUAGAACUGUGGGGCUUGGAGUUCCCCGUGGAUCUGGAAUGUUCCUCUGGAUCCUUUUUGCGCUGCAUGGGGUAAGCAGGGAAAAAUUUGAGGCUCAACUCAAGCUCAUGAACAAUUUUGGUUGGUCGAACUCGGAUUUCAUUACUGCAAUCAAGAAACACCCACGCAUUUUACUCCUUUCCAUAGAGUCAUUGCAGAGAAAGAUGGAGUUUUUGGUCAAUGAUGUUGGAAUUUCACCUUCAGACAUUGCUCACUGCCCGGUGCCUUUAGUGCUAAGUUUGGAAAAGAGGUUAAUUCCUCGAUUUCGCAUUAUGGAGAUAUUGAAAUCUGAAGGGUUAUGGACGUCAACAAACAAGCCACAUGGAGUUUUCUCAUUAUCUGGCCCAAAGUUUUUGCAAAAGUUUGUGCAACCUUACCAAUCUAUACUCCCCAAACUUCUUGAAGUCUUGUGA